UUGCACUGUAUUCUUUGCGGAUUUAGCGUAGCGGAUGAUGAUAAGAUUACAACAGCGGCAACACUGAAACUGUCACUAUCUGUCAAGAGUAGUCAAGGGGUGCCGAAAAAAGGUUUUUUCCUAUUUCAAUCAAAUAAGCUAUCAAAUAUCCAAAAUGGCUUUGGCAUUCCGCAUUGGUUUGAGGAGCUUGGCUAGGAAGCUGCAAGUCCGUAGCUAUGCUGAUGCUCCCUCAGGUGAAGAAAUGGCCCUCACAUUUGCAGCUGGCAACAAGGUUUUCUACGACAAAAAAGUUGUCAAGCAGGUUGAUGUCCCCUCCAUGAGUGGAGCCUUCGGUAUCCUGCCCAAACAUGUCCCCACACUUGCUGUCCUGCGCCCCGGCGUUGUUGCUGUGACCGAAAAUGACGGCAAGCUAACUAAGAUCUUCGUAUCAUCUGGCACAGUAACUGUCAACGAUGAUUCUUCUGUUCAGGUCCUUGCUGAGGAAGCUCACCCCUUGGAAAGCUUAGACCGCAGCGCAGCACAGGAGGCCCUUAGCAAAGCCCAGUCUGAAUUGAACUCUGCUGGUAAUGAGAAGGCCAAGGCUGAGGCUGCUAUCGCCGUGGAGGUCGCCGAAGAGAUCCUCAAGGCGGCGUCAGGUUAAUGAUGUUCACUCAGCGCUGCCACCGAACAGUUAGUGAUAAAACAACUAUUUAAUAUUUACGUUUCUGUAUAAAUAAACACCGUCUCCAGUAGAACAA
Molecule: messenger RNA, 737 nt
Organism: Helicoverpa zea (corn earworm)
Lineage: Eukaryota; Metazoa; Arthropoda; Insecta; Lepidoptera; Noctuidae
Gene: ATPsyndelta
Product: ATP synthase subunit delta, mitochondrial
Exons: 6
Coding region: 155-640 (161 amino acids)
Biological process (GO): proton motive force-driven ATP synthesis
Molecular function (GO): proton-transporting ATP synthase activity, rotational mechanism
Source: RefSeq, a predicted model, not a curated record